This is a messenger RNA of Trypanosoma cruzi, 1455 nucleotides long. RefSeq lists its product as uncharacterized. Gene Ontology annotation, molecular function: protein binding. The coding region runs from base 1 to 1455 and encodes 484 amino acids. NCBI's taxonomy places the organism in Eukaryota, Euglenozoa, Kinetoplastea, Trypanosomatida, Trypanosomatidae. The record is from RefSeq and is a predicted model, not a curated record. The transcript has a single exon.
AUGCGGAGGCGUGAGGUGGAUUUUGUUGAGAAUGUCGCGGGGGCGGAGGAAUUGGCGAAGCAGAAACAGAUGGCAUUGGCCUUGUGCCCUCCGCAGGACACGAAGAGCGAAGGGCAGCAGCGGCAGUUCUUUAUUCCACCGAUGAAGCCGCCCGGGAGGGCAGGCUCGUCCUUCUCCCACGGGGGAUUUCCACGUACUCGCGAAUCGCUUAUUUCAAAGGCGCAGCGCGACGCAUUGACGGUGUCUGCAUUUGGAUUUGGCACAACACGUCAUGGCCAGCCGGACAAAAGUGCCGCCGCUGUUCAGGACGGCUUCUCCACCGCCGCAGGGCAGACGGAUGGCAUUGUGGUCUCACAGAGCGAAAAGGAAUCGGUGCGCUUUCAUCUUUGCGUCAGUGCACUUUCGGAGGGCUGCGUGGCGACAUUCAUCCACCUGUUUGAGCUUUCCCACCGUGACCCCGUGUGCGUAGAUGAGCUCGCGCAGACUCACUUCACCGUCCCCGACGACCGCCUCGAAUGGGUGAAAAACCAACUCUCCGCGAUUGAGGUGCUGCGCCGACAGAGUGAAUUCCACAAUGUCUAUGAACGCUGUCAGGCACUGGCAGAUUAUUUUGAAGCCGAACGCGAUCAUGACGAGGCGGCCUGGCACUACGAAACGGCAUUGCGCUUCGCGAUGGAGUCCCUUGAUCGCCCAUUGGAGCAGAAGGUGCGUGGCGUGUACGCUGCCUUCUUUGAACGGCGGAAACAGUUCCGCAAGGCACUGACGCUCUAUGAGGCCAUGUAUAAGUUGGCCCUGGCACUUGAGGAUGAGAAGACUGCACUCGAGGCGAAUUGUCAUGUUAUGCGAACGUGUAAUGCACUGGGGGAGGAACUGAAACGGACAAGCCCCGAGGAAGCUAAGCGGUUCUUUGAUCGUGCUGUCGCCAUUGCCAAAAAUAUUGGAAGUGCCAGGGACGAAGCGGCUGGAUUCCAUGCACUCGGUUUGAUAUGUGAACAAUUGGGUGACUUGCAACAGGCCCUGCAGUAUCAACAGUCCUUCUUAGAUGUAUCGCAGCGAAAAGGACUUAUUGAGAAUGAGCGAAAGGCUGCUUUGGUUGUUGCUAGUCUGCAGGAACGCAUGCAAUUAAGUUCGGAAGCGAUGCAAUCACUGAAACAGGCGUUGGCUGUAUCUAGUGAAACAGGAGAUCUAGAGGGUGUCUGUCAUGCCACCAUGCAGCUUGGACAGGCCUGUAAGAGUAACGGUGAUGAAGAGAUGGCGCUUCACUACUUUCGUGCAAACUUUGAGGCGGCGUGUCGUCAGCGUAAUCAAGACUUAUUGGAUCAGGCACGUGUUGCUUUGGGCUUUGCACUUGGUGAGAAUUAUUUUAAGCACGCAGGCGGUGGCCGCGGGUAUGUACCGAUUGUCUGCUACGACGUGAAGGCACAAUUAGAGUGGAUGAGUAAGGGCGUAUUGUGA